Colletotrichum destructivum is the source of this 2659-nucleotide messenger RNA. RefSeq names its product Putative RNA-binding motif protein. The coding region runs from base 1681 to 2235 and encodes 184 amino acids. Gene Ontology annotation, biological process: RNA splicing. The record is from RefSeq and is a predicted model, not a curated record. Gene Ontology annotation, cellular component: cytoplasm; nucleus; exon-exon junction complex. Lineage: Eukaryota; Fungi; Ascomycota; Sordariomycetes; Glomerellales; Glomerellaceae. The transcript is spliced from 4 exons. Gene Ontology annotation, molecular function: mRNA binding.
UAUAUAAGAAGAAGCCGGGAUGAUGAUGACUGUUGUUUCAAGUCGUCUCGUUUCACAGGCCGCAGCGCCCGAUUAUUUUUUCCUUCCAUUCUCUCUUGUCGUCCCCGGGGGAGUCGGGAGAAUGCCUCGGGAGCGUCAAUUAAUAACGGAAGCGGGCAGAAGGGCAAAUCAUGGUCGAUCAGCAUGCAGCCGGAACCCAGUUUAUUUGACCAACUUGACGUUCUGGUUUGCUGUUCGGCAAGUCUCAUGCAACCCGUUUUUACAUGCUAUCCUUGGCAAACCUACCCUCCAAGCCAAGACGAAACUCAGGACCCCCCUUUUCUCUCUCUCUCCCUCUCUCUCUGUCUGUCUCUCCCAUUCCUUCUCGCCUGCCGUCCCGACCGAGAGUCUUUCAUUUGGAGCAAAUGCGCAGUUGUCCUGCGGCGUAUUUUGUCCGCGUAUCCCAGGGUCCCGACGGGGUUAAAAUUGUAUGGAUGGAUGGGGUGUGAAGAUCCUUGGCGGGGGAAAUGGAUGGCUGCACAGCCCCCUCUAUCGUUCUGGGCGCAGAGAGAUGAGGAUGUGAGAUCGAGGUUGUUUGAGAUAUAAUUGAGGAGAUGCCAUCCCCCAUCUGCGUUUCGCAUCCAAGAAGACCACAAUUUCUUUCACAGCAAUCUUCGUGCGGUUUACUGCAUCCGUUCCUUUGUGUUUUCUCUUUCCUCCUAGUCACUCCCUUCAAUCCCAGGCGGAAAAGCAUUGCGAACUUCGAGUCGAGCCAUCCGCAGAUCUCGCUCGUCCGCCAUCUCACUGAAUCAGUCAGUCAACAUGACGACGGAACAACCACAGAGGCAAUUUAUGGAACCCAACAUGGAGCCGCCCAAAGACGAGAAAAUAGAGAAGGAGAGUUGGUCAUGUGCUCAGUGCUGCUCGAGCUGCAUGGACUGCAUGAUGAUGUGCUUCCGCUUUUAAGCACGAUCGACCUCUCUGAGCGAGAGCUACAAAUACGAUGACGGUUUCCGGUAUCCAAGAAAAAACAGGACGUCGGAGUUGGCUCGACAUGUGUAUGCAAUGGGUCCGGUCGUCGACUUGGUUGGGCAAUUAUAUGAUGGUUACGGUCGUGAGCGAUGGGCAACAGUCGGACACUCACUCUCCCACCCAUAACGAGGAGAGGAACGGGAGUUGCUGGAGUUUCGGUCUACGGUGGGGUCAUGGUGUCGAUUAUACCUGGGGGUUUUUACUUUCCGAUAUCCCUUUUCACUCUUGUUUCCGAGUCUAUAUUUUUUCCAAUCAAAAAUGCCUUUUGCGCGGCGGUUCUUUGGAUAGGAUCUUUGUUCCUUGCUGGUGACACGCAUAGUCUGUCAACCAUCGACAGGUAGCAAGAAGUCCGUGCGCGAGCUUCUGAGCUCCACUCAAAAAUCGCCAGCCCAACGAUGCCCCUCCACUUAAUUUCGCCCUGUCUCUCUUGCUCUCCCAGUGUGUUAUUCCGACGAUCCAGCCUCGUGGAACGCUCUUCCCCGGCCAAUCAACCAACUUCGCGAUCAUCGUCAUUCUCGACAGAUCCUCGACCCGCGCGACUCCGUCACCCCAAACCAUCUACCCGCUUCGACGUUCCUCUCCCACCGCCCGUAGCCCCAGCCAAUCUCCCAGGAACGCAUACACGCACACACAUAUACACUCAUAUACGCACAUUCGCAUACCGCAACGAUGGCCGACGUGGAAAUGGAAAUUGACAACCCCCCCUCCCCCUCUGCCGCCGCCGCCGCCGUUGGAGGCGAGGCCGCCCCCGCCCGUAACGAGUCUGAGAUGCAGACACACGGCCGCGCCACUGCCGUCCGCUCCAUUGAGGGCUGGAUUAUCAUGGUCACCAACGUCCACGAGGAGGCCGACGAGGAAGCCAUCCAUGACAUGUUUGGCGAGUUCGGUGAGAUCAAGAACUUGCACCUCAACCUCGACCGGAGGAGUGGUUACGUAAAGGGCUACGCACUUAUCGAGUACGCCACCCUUGCCGAGGCCCGCGCCGCCAUCGACUCGGCCCAUGAGACCAAGCUUCUCGACCAGACCGUUUACGUCGACUUCGCCUUCGUCCGCCCCCCGCCCGGCAGCAAGGGCGGCAGCGGCGGCGGCAACCGCGGUGGAGCCGGUGCGAGACCCCAGAACCGCGGCCGCGGCCGGAGUCGCAGCCGCAGCCGCAGCCGCAGCGUCGACAGGGAGGCGGCGGCGGCGGCCGCCGCCGCUAAGGACAGCGGCGACAUUGAAUGAUAAAGGGAAGCCUUGUGACAGCAGUCAGCGGUGAAACGAAGGCCAAUUGAUGGUUUGGGAAAGAGACAAGGAGAAGACAAUGUGAAGGGGAAAAAGGCCAACACGAGCACGGCUGGCCUUUCGCCGAUGUGUUCCGCGAUCAAGCGCAGCCGGAAGAGAGGCAGAGAACGCCAAGGCUCGAUCGCGAGAAAGCACGUCGGCAUGUGUGAUUUGGCCCGAAAAGGCUAGAUAACAAGAAAACGGAAAUUGUCCUUCAUACCAAAUACUACGAUAUUCCAGCAGCGCAAUCUUUUCUCUUCCCUUAUCCCUUCACUGCCCUCUUGACUGGGGGUUUUUUUCUGUUUUUUUUCUUCUUCCUGUUGACUGUAACGGUUUGUGAGAACCCUGAUCAGUGGUGACGAAUUCUUCUCUGACUUGACAUUUU